Messenger RNA from Nicotiana tabacum (common tobacco), 516 nucleotides. NCBI's taxonomy places the organism in Eukaryota, Viridiplantae, Streptophyta, Magnoliopsida, Solanales, Solanaceae. The record is from RefSeq and is a predicted model, not a curated record.
UCCAAGCUCCAUUUGUUUCUCUGCAAAUUCCGCCAUUCCCUCAUUCCUCUAUAUUUCCACCAAAAAAAGUGAGGUGCAUUUUUUCUGCUGCAAAUCUCUUCCGCCAUUUCUGAAAACUCCGUUUCUUUCUCUCUCUCUCUCUAAAACCUUUUUUCUCUCUCUACAAGUCCAAAUGGAUAACCCAUCGGAGGAUUCCUCGGAUUCUCCUCAACAGCAGCCCGAAUCUCCUGUAAACGAUGACCAACGUGUUUAUUUAGUUCCUUACAGGUGGUGGAAGGAAGCACAGGAGUCAUCACCAGCAGAUGGGAAGUCAGCGACUUUGUACGCAGCGGCACUAGCUCCAUCUUAUGGAGGGCCAAUGAAAAUCAUUAACAACAUAUUUAGCCCAGACGUCUCAUUUAACUUGAGGAGAGAGGAGGAAUCUUUAUCACAGAGUCAGGAGAAUGGUGAAGUUGGGGUAUCUGGUCGGGACUAUGCUUUGGUCCCUGGCGACAUUUGGCUGCAGGCACUCAAAUG